GUAGCAGCGAAUUCAACAUGAGAGGAAUUUUGGCGAAUUAAUCAGUCCAUAUAGGCUUUAGAAAAAUGAUCUUUGAGGUAAUUAGUAAUAGAAUUCAUGGGUGAUUUUGUAAUUAUGCAAGAAAGAAACGACUAUAAAAAGCAUGCACCAUUGCCACUAGCAGUAGCAAUCCCAACUUUCCAAAUCACAGCAGCAUUAUUUGUCACUGAAAGUGCUAGCAUUGCCACCUGACCUAAUGGAGUUACGCUUUACUCUCCUGCUUCUGGUUUUCUUCUUCUGCACGGCUCAGGUCUCAUCAGAAACCAAGAUUGAAGAGCACCAAGUUCCCCAGGUGGUGAAAGGACCCAACAGAAGGCUUUUGCCUUUCGUUGAUUGUGGAGGGUUGUGCAAGGUGAGGUGCAGCUUGCACUCAAGGCAAAACGUGUGCGCAAGGGCGUGUAGAACCUGCUGCGCCAGGUGCAAAUGUGUUCCUCCAGGCACCGCGGGGAACAGAGAAAUGUGUGGGAGAUGCUAUACUGACAUGAGAACUCAUGGCAACAAGCCCAAGUGCCCUUAAUGUCUCCAUCUAUCAGCUUGCACUUGAGUGCUAGAAUUAGUGCAUGUAAUUUCCUGGUUUGUGGAUGUUGAUGUGCUGUUUGUUAGAUAAGAGUUGAGUCCUUGGAUCUUAGUUCCAUGUUAUUGCAGCUAUAAUCUGGUACUACGUACUAAUUCAAAGCGAUCUCUCCGAUCUCUGA
Messenger RNA from Theobroma cacao (cacao), 734 nucleotides. RefSeq names its product gibberellin-regulated protein 3-like. NCBI's taxonomy places the organism in Eukaryota, Viridiplantae, Streptophyta, Magnoliopsida, Malvales, Malvaceae. The record is from RefSeq and is a predicted model, not a curated record.